Molecule: messenger RNA, 3206 nt
Organism: Saimiri boliviensis boliviensis (Bolivian squirrel monkey)
Lineage: Eukaryota; Metazoa; Chordata; Mammalia; Primates; Cebidae
Gene: JAKMIP3
Product: Janus kinase and microtubule interacting protein 3
Molecular function (GO): kinase binding; microtubule binding
Source: RefSeq, a predicted model, not a curated record
UUGCGCAAAAGCCGGACUGAGUCUCGGAUGAGCUGGGAAAGAUUCUCACAGCAGAGCGAUGGGGAGAGGAGCAGACCGCCGGCUCCGGGCCGUGAAUGAGAAGAUGUAGGGCCGUGACAGUCCUGGUGACACCUGCUGGGAGCUUGGUGUGGACACCCCAGCCCAGCCCAGCCCAGCUGGAGAGCCCUGCCCCUGGGCGUCCCCCCGGCCAUCCAGCCUCACCAUGUCCAAGCGGGGCAUGGGCAGCCGGGCCAAGGGGGACAAGGCGGAGGCCCUGGCAGCGCUGCAGGCGGCCAACGAGGACCUUCGAGCCAAGCUCACAGACAUCCAGAUCGAGCUGCAGCAGGAGAAGAGCAAGGUCAGCAAAGUGGAACGUGAGAAGAACCAGGAGCUGAGGCAGGUGCGCGAGCAUGAGCAGCACAAGACUGCGGUCUUGCUCACGGAGCUGAAGACGAAGCUGCACGAGGAGAAGAUGAAGGAGCUGCAGGCCGUGCGUGAGGCGCUGCUUCGGCAGCAUGAGGCCGAGCUGCUCAGGGUCAUCAAGAUCAAGGACAACGAGAACCAGCGGCUGCAGGCGCUGCUCAGUGCCCUGCGAGACGGCGGCCCCGACAAGGUCAAGACCGUGCUGCUGUCCGAGGCCAAGGAGGAGGCCAAGAAGGGCUUCGAGGUGGAGAAGGUCAAGAUGCAGCAGGAGAUCUCUGAGCUCAAGGGUGCCAAGAGGCAGGUGGAGGAGGCGCUGACGCUGGUGAUCCAGGCGGACAAGAUCAAGGCUGCGGAGAUCCGCAGCGUGUACCACCUGCAUCAGGAGGAGAUCACCCGCAUCAAGAAGGAGUGUGAGCGGGAGAUCCGCAGGCUGAUGGAGGAGAUAAAAUUUAAAGACAGAGCAGUCUUCGUGCUGGAGAGAGAGUUAGGGGUUCAAGCCGGGCAUGCUCAGAGACUGCAGCUCCAAAAGGAAGCUCUAGAUGAGCAGCUGUCCCAGGUCCGAGAGGCCGACCGGCACCCGGGCAGCCCCAGACGGGAACUUCCUCAUGCAGCCGGUGCAGGAGACGCUUCAGACCACUCGGGAAGCCCUGAACAGCAGUUGGAUGAAAAGGAUGCCCGGCGCUUCCAGCUGAAAAUCGCGGAGUUGAGUGCCAUCAUCCGCAAGCUAGAGGACCGGAACGCCUUGCUCUCAGAGGAGAGGAACGAGCUGUUAAAGCGUGUGAGAGAAGCUGAGAGUCAGUACAAGCCGCUGCUGGAUAAGAACAAGCGUCUCAGCCGGAAGAACGAGGAUUUGUCUCACGCUUUACGCCGCAUGGAAAACAAGUUAAAAUUUGUCACCCAGGAGAACAUAGAGAUGAGGCAGAGGGCUGGAAUCAUACGGAGACCCAGUUCCUUGAAUGACCUGGAUCAAAGUCAGGACGAGAGAGAAGUCGAUUUCUUGAAGCUUCAGAUUGUGGAGCAGCAAAACCUCAUAGAUGAGCUUUCUAAGACGCUGGAGACCGCCGGCUACGUGAAGAGCGUGUUGGAGCGGGACAAGCUGUUAAGAUUUCGGAAGCAAAGAAAGAAAAUGGCAAAACUUCCCAAGCCGGUUGUUGUGGAGACCUUCUUUGGAUACGAUGAAGAGGCCUCCCUGGAAUCGGAUGGUUCUUCCAUCUCUUACCAAACGGACAGGACGGACCAGACCCCGUGCACCCCGGACGAUGACUUGGAGGAGGGCAUGGCCAAGGAGGAGACGGAGCUGCGGUUCCGGCAGCUGACCAUGGAGUACCAGGCCCUGCAGCGCGCCUACGCCUUGCUGCAGGAGCAGGUCGGAGGGACGCUGGACGCAGAGCGAGAAGUUAAGACCCGUGAGCAGCUACAAGCCGAAGCACAGAGGGCGCAGGCGCGGAUCGAGGACCUGGAGAAGGCCCUGGCGGAGCAGGGGCAGGAUAUGAAGUGGAUUGAAGAGAAGCAAGCACUGUACCGGAGAAACCAAGAGCUUGUGGAAAAGAUCAAACAAAUGGAGGCAGAGGAGGCUCGGCUCAGACACGAGGUGCAGGAUGCCAGAGACCAAAACGAGCUGCUGGAGUUCCGGAUCCUGGAGCUUGAGGAGAGGGAGAGGAAGUCGCCCGCCAUCAACUUCCACCACACGCCCUUCGUGGAUGGGAAGAGCCCCCUGCAGGUGUACUGCGAGGCCGAAGGCGUGACGGACAUCGUGGUGGCAGAGCUGAUGAAGAAGCUGGACAUCCUGGGCGAUAACGCCGUAAGUAAUCUGACCAAUGAGGAGCAAGUGGUUGUCAUACAAGCCAGGACAGUCCUGACCUUGGCCGAGAAGUGGCUCCAGCAGAUUGAGGAGGCAGAGGCGGCACUGCAGCGGAAGAUGGUGGAUCUGGAGAGCGAGAAGGAGCUGUUCAGUAAGCAGAAGGGCUACCUGGACGAGGAGCUGGACUACCGGAAGCAGGCCUUGGACCAAGCCCACAAGCACAUCCUGGAGCUGGAAGCCAUGCUGUACGACGCCCUGCAGCAGGAGGCCGGGGCCAAGGUGGCUGAGCUGCUGUCGGACGAGGAGCGCGAGAAGCUCAAGGUGUCCGUGGAGCAGUGGAAGCGUCAGGUCAUGAGUGAGCUGCGGGAGCGGGACGCCCAGAUCCUGCGGGAGCGCAUGGAGCUGCUGCAGCUGGCUCAGCAGAGAAUUAAAGAGUUAGAAGAAAGAAUAGAAGCUCAGAAGAGACAAAUAAAGGAACUGGAGGAAAAGUUUUUAUUUUUGUUCUUGUUCUUCUCCUUAGCUUUCAUUCUCUGGUCGUAGCCCAUCUUGGCACGAGUGCCCCACGUUGAAUUGGACCCUUUUCCUCCAGUGGGACCAGAGAGCAGGGACACAGUGGGACGUCACGUCUCCACCCUGAAGACCCAGGGAGGUUUGGUCUCUGUGUGCCCGUCCCGUGGAGGAAGAGUGAGGAGGGACAGCGUGCGUGGCACAGAGCUCCCGUCCACCGUGGAUGCACCGGAACCAGAACUGGCCCCUCUGACUUCUCGGGGGCUUCUCCCGGGGAGCCCACCCUUGGCUGCUGGACCCUGGGUCCCUUCUCCUGGACGGCAGCCCCCAUCCCAGUUCCAGGGAUGGGUGACGUCCCUGCCAAGCAGGGGUGAGAACCGCUUCUGUGAGAAGCACCAGACUCAGGCCCCUGCCUCUCUCGGUUCUCACUGUAGCUGCCACUGGUAUCUGGAGGAAGAUUUUCAGAAACAACAGA